Frankliniella occidentalis (western flower thrips) is the source of this 4966-nucleotide messenger RNA. RefSeq names its product retinoic acid receptor RXR-alpha-B. Gene Ontology annotation, molecular function: nuclear steroid receptor activity; RNA polymerase II cis-regulatory region sequence-specific DNA binding; nuclear receptor activity. Gene Ontology annotation, biological process: cellular response to ecdysone; positive regulation of transcription by RNA polymerase II; anatomical structure development. Gene Ontology annotation, cellular component: activator ecdysone receptor complex; nucleus. The record is from RefSeq and is a predicted model, not a curated record. The transcript has 8 exons. Bases 333 to 1682 code for a protein of 449 amino acids. NCBI's taxonomy places the organism in Eukaryota, Metazoa, Arthropoda, Insecta, Thysanoptera, Thripidae.
CUGCUGCUGCUGUCGACUCAGUCGCGCCGUGGACUCGCAGUGACGCGUGUCGCGUCGUGCUGCCGCCGCCAUACCGCGCCGUGGUCCAGGACUGCCUCGUCGUCGUGAUGCCGUGCUCGGCCCCGUGCGCUACCGGCGGUGGCCUCGACGGCGGCGGUUAGAGGCGCUGGAGGCCAAGGGCGUCGUACAGCGCGACCUGGUUUAGCUCGGCGCGGCUGCUGCUGCUGCACUAGACCUCGACCUCGACCUUGCGCCUCCCCGCGGCCCCCCACGGCCUCCCACGGGGGCGCCUGCAGCCCCUGCAGCGACGGCCGAGAGGCCCCCCGGACAACAUGUACAAGAAGGAGAAGCCCAUGAUGUCGGUGACGGCUAUCAUACAGGGGGCCCAGGCGGGCGUCUGGGGGCGGUCUAGUAGUGGCGGCCUCACGAUGGACGGCGGGCUGGUGGCGCCGCAGUCCCCCCUGGACAUGAAGCCUGACCCGUCCAUGCUCGGGGUCAGCCCGCACAGCCCAACCAAUGGUUCAACAGAGCCCGGCAUGUUUUUCAGCUCAUUCAACAUGGGAGUGGGAAUGAUAAACAACUCUGGAGGAUCUGGGCAGAACAAGAACUCAGGCAGCACAUCGCCGUACCCUCCGAACCAUCCUCUGAGUGGUUCCAAGCACCUCUGCUCUAUUUGUGGCGACAGAGCUAGUGGAAAACAUUACGGCGUAUACAGCUGUGAAGGCUGCAAAGGAUUUUUCAAAAGGACUGUUCGGAAAGAUUUGUCUUAUGCAUGCAGAGAAGAUCGAAACUGUAUCAUUGACAAGCGACAGAGGAAUAGAUGUCAGUACUGCCGUUACCAAAAAUGUCUCGCUAUGGGAAUGAAGCGUGAAGCAGUCCAGAAUCUCAAUGAAAUUCAGGAGGAGAGACAGCGCACCAGAGAAAGAGACCAAGGUGAAGUGGAGUCAACAAGUUCAGUCAACACUGAUAUGCGAAUCGAGCAAAUCUUGGAAGCUGAUCGUCGAGUGGAGUGUAAACAGGAAAACUCAGCAGAGAUUGAGAGGUGGAAUAAGGCGAUCGCAUCUUUUGGUUGUGUGUCGCAGAACGCAAUGACCAACAUCUGCCAGGCUACCAAUCGACAGCUGUUCCAGUUGGUGGACUGGGCUAAGAACAUCCCUCACUUUGUUUCCCUUCCUCUUGAGGACCAGGUGUUGCUUCUUAGAGCUGGGUGGAAUGAACUCCUUAUAGCCGCAUUUUCACAUCGCUCUAUUGAUGUUGAAGAUGGCAUAGUACUUGCAAAUGGUCUCACGGUGCACCGAAAUUCAGCACAUCAGGCAGGUGUGGGAAAUAUUUUUGACAGAGUGCUCACAGAAUUGGUUCAUAAAAUGAGGGACAUGCGAAUGGAUAAAUCUGAACUUGCAUGUCUUCGAACAAUUAUUUUAUUCAACCCAGAGGUAAAAGGAUUGAGGUCUAAACAGGAAGUUGAUGGACUUCGUGAGAAAGUUUAUGCAACCUUGGAAGAAUAUACGAGGGUUACACAUCCUAAUGACCCUGCCCGUUUCUCCAAAUUGUUGCUUCGUCUACCUCCAUUACGCUCAAUUGGCCUUAAGUGCCUAGAGCACCUCUUUUUCUUCAAGCUAAUUGGUGAUGUACCUAUUGAUACCUUCCUCAUGGAAAUGCUUGAGUCACCCUCUGACCCUUAGAAUAAUGUUAGUUGCUAUUCUAUAAGGUGAUUCUUUGGAACCCUAAUAACUCAUUUUUCUCAAGGUAGUCUGCAUUUAUGUCCAUUUAUUGUUUAACUAUGCCUUUGUAGUUAACAUGGUUAAUAAUUAAACAGUCAACCAGACUUUUUAUGGUUCAUUUUAUCUUGGUGAAAUAUAAAGAUUAAUAAAAUACUGGUCAUAACUACUUCUACUACUGGUCUACUGGGCUCCCAUCGAGGGACCCAUGUUAUUGUUGGCCUCACUCCUGAACUGUUUGAGUUCAUCACGUUCAAUGUAAGACUUCAUGGUAUAUGUUGGAUUUUUUUUUUUUUAUUUUUUUUGUUUCAAAUACUAUUUGUUGUUGAAGAAGAAAUUUGUCUAUCUGCUGAUUUAACAACCAUAAAUAAGUUUGGUAUUCAGUGCUUUUUAGUUGUAGACUUUCAUUUCCUUUAUAAAAUUAUAAAUUGUGUAAAGAUUUUAAAAUUUUACUAUUUAUUUUCUUACAGAUCAUAGUUAUCUUUUUUUUGUCCUUAUUGUUUCUGUCUAUUGACUAAGUGAAAAUUAAUCAAUUUUAGUAGUAGUCAUUUAUUUUUGUUUUUGUUUUGAUCUACCUCUUACCUGUGAGAGCUGACAUGGAUAAAUCAUUGACUUUCAUGCUUCACUUGACAACUAUGUGAUUUUGCUAUAACAAAUUUUGAAAAUAUUUUUUUUUUAUGGAAACUGUUCCCUUUGAAAGUGCAUAACUAUUUUUAUGCUGAUUGUAUUUGGCAUUGUGUUACUGUAAGUCUUAAAUAUGCCCUUGACGGAGGUUAGCUUGACUUCCAGUUUAUGCAAGUCAAAUAACUUUCCAUGAGUGACUCAAGCUCCUUUUAAAAAGGUACCGAUUUCAGAGCUAUCUGUGACUUUGUUCAGGAUGCUCAAAGUGUCAGUCAAUCUGUGGAGUCCUUGACCCUUUCCCCAAACUCAAAUCCAGAUUGUAUCCAUCAAUCUUUUUCUUGUCGUUUCUUGUGACAAUUUGCAUUUGUCAUACAAAUUUGUAAGAUCUUUUGAGACAUUAUCAAGUACUGUUAAUGCACACAUGUCAAGACAAUUUGUUUUUCAAAGGAAAAGAAUGGUGCUAUUUACUUUUUCUAUCUAUUAUUUGUUAUUCUUGUGGAUUUAAAAUCCUUGUUUUAAUUACUUGUUUGUCGAAACCUCAAGCAUAAAUGUUAUGCUCACUAUUGUAUCUACAUUUUCAAUGAACUCUGAAGUUUGAAUUAAUUUUCUGGCACCUUCACAAAGAACUGCCAUUUGUGCCUUUUUUUCAGGUAGUUUUUCUAGAUUUCAUUGGGAAAGUUGUUUGGAAUUUCUUGUCGCAUUUUACGCUUUUACUUAGUGGUUUUAUUAAAUCUAUCUGUUGUUUGUUACUUAAUGGUUGUGUUUAUGAAAGCGGUAACUGCCUUUUGUAUAAUCCUUCAGUAAGAAGGAAAUCAUGAGGAAGUGAACAUAUUUUUGACUCUUUAUCAAGAUACCCCCAUCAGUGAGAAAGUAUUGUGUAAGAGAGGCUAAACUGAUCAUAAUAGUUGUGACCUGCAAGACAGUAAGAUUUAUGUAUUAUUUCAGUGAAUUGUAACUAUGGCAUUAGCUCUAUAGUAUUCAUGUUUUUCUCUUUGCAAAAAUCAAUAAUGUAUAUUUUUUCCAAAGCUCAUAUAACCUUACCGUAGUUCAUUUGUAAUCUUUAUGAUGAAAUCUAAGUACAAAUUAUUAUUACUUGUAUGUAGUUAAUUCCAUGAUUAUCUUAAUUAAUGUGUAAAUGAACUUAAUGGUCUGAAGUUUAAGUGCUAAACUUCAGAAGUUUACAUCUAAAUGCUUUUCUUCUUUUACCUAACUUUUGCAUUUUGUAAUAUUUAUGAUCAUCAUUCACUUUUGCUCAUUCUUUGUUUCACACAGAUUGAGUCUCACAUUUUCAUCCCAUAUUUAAAUGUUGGAACUGUACUCAACUGCAAUUUUAUAUUGUGUCUCUUUUCACUCAUACAUUAAACCAAGUCAAAAUAUGAGCUGCUUACCACCUUCAAUCAUCACAAUUUUGUUUAAACUAGGUGUGUGUUGUUAAUGGUGAGGAGAACCCACAUUCCAAUGAUGUAACUACGAAUGGAAAACUGUACAUGUUUGUUGUGUGGCAUGCAUUUUGUAACUACUCAAAAUUACUGGUAUCAUAAAUGAUGAUGAUAUCCUUUACAACAUCACCGAUUUCUUGGAAUAGCUGUUUAAUGUUAUUGAUUGGUUGAAUUGUAUUGCAAGCACAGUUGACUGUAGUGGAGACAAUUUGAUAACAAAUAGUGGCAGACAUCUAGUCAGUUUAGGUGGCUGACACUUCUUGAUGUUUUCCGUUAUGUCAAACUCAUUUAGACCCUUUUCAAUACUAGUGACUUACUCAUUUGAUUUUCUAGGUCUCGUGAUUUUAAGUCUACAGAAUGUGAAACUUUGGGUGUAAUUGUUGAAAUUUCUAAAGUAUUUUAGUCUUGAAAAAAUGUUAAGAUUUUAGAUACUGUUUUAUUAUCUCUUAUGAUUUCUAUUCUUUUGUCUUAGCUUACUUUUUCCUUUAGAGUAAAAAUUUCUAUAUUUUUUUAAAAAAAUCACAAUUUGAUAAAUGUUAUGUUUCUAAUAGAUUUUUAUGAGACUUCCAUCUGAGUUGCUUUUUGGUUGUGAACUUCUGCCUCUGAAUUGGAGAGCAGGAAACGGACUUAUGUGCCUUGUGACUUUAUCCAUGUCAGAGAUGAGAAAGUCAUUUGAAAAGGAUUGUUAUUUUUUGAUUACUAGAUUUACUAAAUUAGAGAUGAUAAAUGAUGAUAGAGAUGCUUUAAUUUUAAGACCUUAAAUCAAUUGUACCUCAUCUUGUGACUAGAACAUAUUGGUCAACUUAGAGUAAACAUAGUAGAUGAUAUAUUUAAUGUGAAUCGAAGAUAUGUGAUAUGUUUUCCUGUUUCGUGAGUGCCAGUCUAACACCUCAUUCUCCCCUCCCACUUUGAUAGGCUUCCAGCUAUAACCUUUGGUUUUUGUAACCGUUGCUCUAAAUAUUUUAUGAAUCAGCUUUUAUGAAUGUCUUUGUGUACAGUUGUUUGUAGGAUGAAAUGUAGGCUGCAGGUUGUUUUUGGUACUGUGCACAAUUAUUUUUUAUUGAUAGGCAGAUAGAUACCUUACAAAUUUACCUGUGUGAUGAUAUUAGUGUUCUGGUAUCCUCUUGUUGUCGUUCUUGUUUUAAGAUGUUCUUGUUAGAUUUAAUAAAGCACCUGUUCAAAAGUGAA